GCGGUGCAUUGUGGGACGGGACAUGGCGGCCUUGGGAGUGCGGCGGGCGGCGGCGGCGGGGCUCCUGCGCCCCCAGAGCCUCGGGCUGUUGAGGGGUCUGCUCACCCCCCCCCCGCUGCAGCAGAUCCCACAGGCCAAGUCAGAACAUGCCAAGGCCGAGGGCUCAUUCCAGGUGACAAUGCUGCCGGGUGAUGGUGUCGGCCCCGAGCUCAUGCACGCGGUCAAGGAGGUGUUCAAGGCUGCCAGUGUCCCAGUGGUGUUCGAUGAGCACCACCUGAGUGAGGUACAGAACAUGGCAUCGGAGGAGAAGCUGGACGAGGUCAUCGACUCCAUGAAGGAGAGCAAAGUGGCUCUCAUAGGGAAGAUCCACACCCCCAUGGAGUACAAGGGGGAGCUGGCAUCCUAUGACAUGAGGCUCAGGCGCAAGCUGGAUCUCUUUGCCAACGUGGUGCAUGUCAAGAGCCUCCCUGGGUACCAGACUCGCCACAACAACCUGGACCUGGUGAUCAUCCGGGAGCAGACAGAGGGCGAGUACAGUGCCCUGGAGCACGAGAGCGUUCGCGGUGUCAUCGAGUGCCUGAAGAUCAUCACCCGCGCCAAGUCCCAGCGCAUUGCCAAGUUUGCCUUCGACUAUGCCACCAAGAAGGGACGUUCCAAGGUGACCGCAGUGCACAAGGCCAACAUCAUGAAGCUGGGCGAUGGGCUCUUCCUGCAGUGCUGCAAGGAGGUGGCUGAGCUCUACCCCAAGAUCCAGUUUGACACCAUGAUCAUUGACAACUGCUGCAUGCAGCUGGUGCAGAACCCAUACCAGUUUGAUGUCCUGGUCAUGCCCAACCUCUAUGGCAACAUCGUGGACAACCUGGCUGCAGGGCUGGUCGGUGGUGCCGGCGUCGUGCCCGGUGAGAGCUACAGCGCCGAGUACGCCGUGUUUGAGAUGGGCGCCCGGCACCCGUUCGCACAGGCAGUGGGUAGGAACAUUGCCAACCCCACAGCCAUGCUGCUGUCAGCCACCAACAUGCUGCGGCACCUCAACCUGGAAUUCCACUCCAACCUCAUCUCGGAUGCUGUGAAGAAGGUGAUCAAAGGUGGCAAAGUUCGGACUCGGGACCUGGGCGGUUACUCCACAACCUCUGACUUCGUCAAGUCCGUCAUUGACAGUCUGCACCCCCACUAUGGGGCAUAGGAGCAUCCCCCCCCCCCCGGACCCACAGCAGCACCCACAGCCCCCCCUGUGCCCCACAGCUCAAAGGGACCCACACAGGGACCACCUAAGGACUGUGGUUGCUGUGGGCACCUCUGCCUGCAGCAGCUUCAGCCCUGACUGGGACCAUGGGGCACAGAGCAAGGACCCCCCCAUUCCAGCACAUUCCCAUGGGCGCUGGGGAGGGAUGGGGCUCCCAGUCCAUCCCAGCCCAUACUGGGACCAGUUCCUGUGCUGGGGUUUGCUGGGAGCAGCCCCCAGCACUGGAGCAUCCCCAGAUUCCACUGGGAGCCAAGGGGCAGGGGCCAGAGCUUGCCCCACAUGGGGCAGUGGGACCAUGGUGGGGACCACGGUGGCUGAGGCCUGCAUGUGUGUGUGUACAUGUGUGUACCUGUAUGUACACGUGUAUACGUGUGUGUACAUGUAUGUACAUGUGUGUACAUGUAUGUAACGUGUCUGUGUGUGUAAGAGCAUUGGGGCCACGCGCUUGCUGCUGUGCACUCGUGUCUGCAAUAAAGGGUCCAAAGCUUCCCCA
Messenger RNA from Melopsittacus undulatus (budgerigar), 1736 nucleotides. RefSeq names its product isocitrate dehydrogenase (NAD(+)) 3 non-catalytic subunit beta (gene IDH3B). The record is from RefSeq and is a predicted model, not a curated record. NCBI's taxonomy places the organism in Eukaryota, Metazoa, Chordata, Aves, Psittaciformes, Psittaculidae. Gene Ontology annotation, cellular component: mitochondrion. Gene Ontology annotation, molecular function: NAD binding; oxidoreductase activity, acting on the CH-OH group of donors, NAD or NADP as acceptor; magnesium ion binding. The coding region runs from base 23 to 1183 and encodes 386 amino acids. Gene Ontology annotation, biological process: tricarboxylic acid cycle; isocitrate metabolic process. The transcript has 12 exons.